Gigantopelta aegis is the source of this 3503-nucleotide messenger RNA. Its product is annotated as pituitary homeobox x-like. NCBI's taxonomy places the organism in Eukaryota, Metazoa, Mollusca, Gastropoda, Neomphalida, Peltospiridae. Gene Ontology annotation, biological process: anatomical structure morphogenesis; regulation of transcription by RNA polymerase II. Bases 463 to 1416 code for a protein of 317 amino acids. The record is from RefSeq and is a predicted model, not a curated record. Gene Ontology annotation, cellular component: nucleus. The transcript has 3 exons. Gene Ontology annotation, molecular function: DNA-binding transcription factor activity, RNA polymerase II-specific; RNA polymerase II cis-regulatory region sequence-specific DNA binding.
CUCAAAUAGUCACGCUCGCGCUAACCUCCCGUUCAGGGGUUGAUUGAUGUGCGACGAUAGGUUUUUAAGCUUUCAACAAAUACAGUUACAAGCAAAAGGGCUUUCCUUCCAUGCAGAUGCGUAUUUACAAGUGCCAGGCGAAGGGGUAACUGUUUUGCCGAGCCGGCCUGCCGUUCAGUUUGUCACUGGAAGCCGAAGCGAUCGCAACUGAAGUUCCCCCGUUCUCGCGGGGCCCUCUAGGAUUAUUAUUACUACACAAGCGCUCCGUGUUUUAUCGUGCUACCGACCAGCCGCAGUUAUCUAUAUGAAAGGAAGCCACCUCCCCCUUGAACGUACAGUUGCCAGUCGCAUCUACCGUGCUUGCACGUACAUUCUGGCCGUGUUGCUCCUACCGCCACAGGACGACAGAUUCACUUGACCAACGGUCAGUCGGCGGUCAGUGAAACAGUUUCUCCGGGAUAGAUGGACACCUUAAAUGAUUCGUUGUGUUUGGACGAACUAGUUGUCGGGUGUGGAAGUGGUCCCAGUUCUGCCAUGACGAUGCAUCACCACCUCUCCGAGAGCACCCCCUCCACGGGGGCGUCUGACCUUACCCUCACGAACACCAGCCACGGAUCCUUAAGUGCCGUUACCUCACCUGAUGCCCAUUCACCGAAAUCAGAUUCCAAUGACACGAGCAAAGUGAAAGCAGACGACAGCCAGUCAGAGGAGGAGAAGAAGAAGAAACGACAGCGACGUCAGCGCACACACUUCACUAGUCAGCAGCUACAGGAGCUGGAGGCGACGUUCACGCGCAACCGAUACCCAGACAUGGCUACGCGCGAAGAGAUCGCGGCCUGGACCAAUCUAACGGAAGCCAGAGUCAGGGUAUGGUUCAAGAACCGCCGAGCCAAAUGGAGGAAACGUGAGCGGAAUAUGGACACGUUUAAAAAUGGGUUCGGCACUCAGUUCACCGGUUUGAUGCAGCCUCCAUUCGACGACGGACUGUACACCGGGUAUUCCUACAACAACUGGGCCACCAAGGUGCCGUCGCCCCUCGGCACGAAGACGUUUCCAUGGGGACUGAACAUGAACAUGAACCCACCCGUGAACCCCCACCUGUCUUCCGUGGUGUCCACGCAGCCCCUAGGGUUCUCGUCUUCCCCGAACAAUAUCACCAGUAUAAACUCAUCCAUGAUGGGUAGCGUGCCCAACGUGCCCACCAACAUGAACUCGCCCACCGCCCCGUGUCCGUACGCCCCGCCGGCCCCGCCCUACUACAUCAACCGGGACUCGUGUACUAACAGUAUCGCCGCCUUGCGGCUGAAAGCAAAGCAGCAUGCAUCAUCUCCCUUUGGUUACUCUUCAAUGACCGGAAGACAACCCACGCUUUCCGCUUGUCAGUACGCAACUGUCGGCAACGGCGGGACGGUAUGAGAGCCAUAUAUGGGGAUUAUGUAUAAAUUCAUCACUGGGUAGAAGAAACGAAAUUGGCGUAAGAAAUCUAAAAUUAAAAAAAAAACUGCCAGUGAAAUAAGCUGCUGUCGUGUGAACAGAUGAACAGUGUACUGGUAGCACGAUUGCUGUGAAAAUAAAUCAGGGAUCGAAAUUCGAGGCGAGUGUGUAGGAUUUUUUUUUUUGCCCGCGACAUUUGACGUCGGGUUUAAUGAGAAAAAAAACCUGAAUGUUGGUAUUGGUGUAAUGUGGAACUAGAUAUUUGUAAUCAGUGUUACGCUUGCACUGGUAGGUACGAUUGGUGGUAUUCGAGUGACGGAUGAAUAAUCCACACAUCAAACUAUUUUAGCAAAGCAAUCGGUUUUCACAAGAGCUGAAAAAGCCAGCGUUCUCAAGCCUCUCAAAUGGGACAGAGUCGAACGAAUUGGGACAUAGCGAAGGAACCAAAUCUGGUUGCGAGAAUUGAAGCUAGUUGUGAGAACUGACAUUGGUUUUCGAAAACCGGAACUGGUUUGAAAGAAACUGGAACUGGUUGCAAGAAACCGAAAUCAGUUGUGAGAACUGAAACCGGUUACAGAUACCACUUAGUGCUACAAAUGGCGUUCAAAGACCCGGAUAUAGUUCAUGAAAAGUCCCACGAAUGGCGUAGGGGUCUUACUGACCUACCUCACCGCCCCCCAAGGUGCGGAGAGAGUUCUGAAUUAACAUUUAAGUAGACGUUUUAAUAAACACUGACUAUAAAGUAUAUAUAUAUAUAUAAUGUGCUAAACUUGCCUCGUUGUGUGUUUUUGAUGAUGGUGGGCAAGAAUGUCUGCUUCUCGCCCCGACAUCAUUGGAAGGGAGGGAAUCAUUGCAGUGUGUUUAUGGUUUUGUCUGUCAUAUUAACAGUUUCUUGUAUUUUGUAGAAUCUAAAAUAGGUAUAUUGUACAAACGAUAGCUGGAAUGUGCCAAAGCUAUUGAAGGGACCUCACAUAUAUAUAUAAAAGAAAAAAGAUCAAAUACGUGUGUGCUUAAAACUUACUAAAAUCUUAACAAAUUCGUCUUGCGUAUAAUUGUUAAAUAUUUAUCUUAUGUUCCUAAGGACAGAAAUCAAAUUAUCUGUUUAUAAAUUCACUUCUUUUAUCAGUGAAAUCACAAAAUUUAGACAGCAUUACAAGAUUGCUUUUCAUGCAAUUUGAAUCAUCAGUUAAGUUAUCUGUAUAAUACAACAUAAUCCGAAGGUACAAACUAAAUAUUUAUGAAACAUUCAUUUAUUGUAUUCUUGUUGUUUUGUUUUUUAAUAAGUGUAGUAAAUUUGAGUUUAAAGGGCCAUUGUGCUGAAGGUAACAAAUAUGCAUACACAAAAAUAUGAAGGUAUAAAACAAUGUUGUUUGUGGGGAAAAACAAAUCGUAUAGCAGAUCGUGAAAGAGUCUUGCUAUGUAAUCCGCCAUAACAGUAAAGCAUACACAGUAAAUCCAUUGUUAAACUUCAGAUAGGACAUUAAUUAAAUAAAUAUGCAGAAAAUAAUUCGUUUAUUAGGCCUCGGCCAAAUUAACAUGUGUGUAUGUCUAUGUCCGUAGAUAUAUGUGUGCGCGUGUGCGUGUGCGUGCUGGGUUGUGUUCGUGUGUGUCUGUCUGUGUUGCGUGCGCGUGUUUCUAAGUACAACUGAUUGACUUUAAAUACAACCAUACACAUCAGUCAUGUUGGGAAAAAAACCUUGUUAUCCAACUUUAUCAAGUUGUGUAUGCUGGUCUUUAGCAUAUUGAGUCAUCAGAAUAGGGUACGUCCUGAUCUCAAUGUAUUGCAUAUCUGUGGACAUAGGGGAUGGACUUAAGGUAGGAUUAUGUACAAAGGGGUUAAGCAGUGUGUGAGUUUGUGUCUAUAAAAUAAAAAGUGCUAUAUUUGCAACUUGUACACCCAAAUUUCUGUGUUCAUUUAAAAAAAUUAAAAAAACGCAGUUUCUGUGUUCCUUAUGAAAGAACGGUUACCAAAACGUUAGGUUUGUACAGGCUCAAGACGAAGAAAUAACAGUAUGAAUAUGUAGUUGUGUUUAGAAACGAACGUUGAAAUAAAUUAUGAUUAUACUCUC